Molecule: messenger RNA, 714 nt
Organism: Didymodactylos carnosus
Lineage: Eukaryota; Metazoa; Rotifera; Eurotatoria; Philodinida; Philodinidae
Source: the annotation of a GenBank genome assembly
AUGAAAACGGAGUUCCGCGGUCACUACUAUUCACUUGGCUUUUUAUUAUAUCGUAAGGGCCAGUACGAAAAAGCAAAACAGUAUUUUGAAGGACUGCUAUUCGAAGAAGCACUGGAUGACUACAACAGAGCCGGGUGCUACAGAGGACUCGGGUUGGUGCAAGUUUAUUUCGAACAAUAUGAUGAAGCAUUAAUGAAUCAUCAAAACGAACUUUCGCUAGCGAACAAACUUGGUAAGGAAAUAAAUAUAGCAUUAACAAACCUCUCCAUCGGUGACGUAUACAAGUGUAAAAAUGAACUUGACUUGGCUCUCUCAUACGUACAAAAAGCAUUUGACUUUUUUUCCCCUUUAAACCAUCCUGAUCUAUCAUUUGUUUAUCGCCAAAUGGCUGAGAUUUAUGAUGAGAAAAACGAAUUGCAAUUAGCUAUUGAAUAUUAUAAAAAAUCGAUUGAAAUCCAUUGUCAACAUCUUCCAGAAAAUCACGCACAAAUUGGACUUGAUUACGCAAUGAUGGGAAACACCUACGGAAAGAAAAGAGAUAGUUCAAAAUCUUUCGAAUGGAAAUCAAACAAUUAUAAACAAGCACUCGUAUGUUUUGUGAAAGCACGUGACAUUUGGUUGAAAUCUUUGCCACCGAAUCAUCCACAUAUCUCGGGAGCAGAAAAUAAUAUUCGCCGUGCAAAAGCUAAUAUGAAUGAAAACUGGAGUCAAUGA